AUGAUCAAAACAGAAAAGGAAAUAUUACGAAUGAGCCAGGCCGCCAAAAUUACUGAUCAAGUUUACCAAAAAUUAUUAAAAGUAGUUAGACCAGGAAUGAGUGAAAAGGAUUUAGCAAAGAUUAUUCGUAACUCUUUUGAGGAAUUGGGAGCCGACGGGCUUUCUUUUGAUACCAUUGUGGCUUCUGGUGAAAAUGGUGCUUUGCCCCACGCUCAACCUAGCAAUAAAAUUAUUAGAGAAGGUGAAUUAAUUACCGUUGACUUUGGUUGUAAAUAUCAGGGAUAUUGCUCAGAUUUCACUCGCACUUUUGCGGUCGGAAUAAAAUGUAGUGAAAUUGACCAAAUUGUUCGGGACUAUAUUCAACAAAAAGGCUACGGCGAAUAUUUUAUUCAUUCGACUGGUCAUGGGUUGGGAAUUGAAGUCCACGAGGAGCCUUCUAUUUCGUUGCGAGAUGGUACUAUAUUACAGCCAGGAAUGAUUAUCACCAUUGAGCCGGGCAUUUAUAUUCCUGAUUUAGGAGGAGUGCGAAUUGAGGAUGAUAUUUUAAUUACUAAAACUGGUUAUGAGUUGCUUACUAAAUCACCCCGCGAGUUAAUUGUUGUAAAAUAG
Paraglomus brasilianum is the source of this 609-nucleotide messenger RNA. NCBI's taxonomy places the organism in Eukaryota, Fungi, Glomeromycota, Glomeromycetes, Paraglomerales, Paraglomeraceae. The record is from the annotation of a GenBank genome assembly.